GGCCCCGCGCGGCGAUGGCUGCGAUGGCGGCUGCGCUGCGGGGAGCUGGCGGGCGCUUCCGGUGGCGGAUUGGGGCUGCUGCUGCGGCGGCGGCGGCGGGCGGGGUGCGGGGCGCGGCACGGAGGGCAGCAGGCCGGCAGAACUAUGAUCUCCUGGUGAUUGGCGGGGGAUCUGGCGGCCUGGCCUGUGCCAAGGAAGCUGCUCAGCUGGGAAAGAAGGUGGCCGUGGUAGACUACGUGGAGCCUUCCCCCCAAGGUACCAGGUGGGGCCUCGGUGGCACGUGCGUGAAUGUUGGCUGCAUCCCUAAGAAGCUGAUGCACCAGGCAGCACUGCUAGGGGGCAUGAUCCGCGAUGCCCCCCACUACGGCUGGGCCCUCCAGCCGGUCCCGCAUAACUGGACGACAAUGGCCGAGGCCGUGCAGAACCAUGUCAAGUCCCUGAACUGGGGGCACCGGGUCCAGCUGCAGGAUAGAAAAGUCAUGUACUUUAACAUCAAGGCCAGCUUUGUCGACGCACACACGAUUUGCGGUGUCUCUAAAGGCGGGAAAGAGACUCUGCUUUCGGCUGAGCAUAUUGUCAUUGCUACCGGAGGGCGGCCGAGGUACCCGACCCACAUCGAAGGUGCCCUGGAAUAUGGAAUUACAAGUGAUGACCUCUUCUGGCUGAAGGAAUCCCCUGGAAAAACGUUGGUGGUCGGGGCCAGCUACGUGGCCCUGGAGUGUGCUGGCUUCCUUACCGGUCUCGGAUUGGACACGACCGUCAUGAUAAGAAGCAUCCCUCUCCGGGGCUUUGACCAGCAAAUGUCUUCCUUGGUCACGGAGUACAUGGCAUCUCAAGGCACCCGAUUCCUGAGAGGCUGUACCCCCUCCAGAGUACGGAGGCUCUCAGAUGGCCAGCUCCAGGUUACCUGGAGGACCUCAGCUCUGGCAAGGAGGACAUGGGCACUUUCAAACACCGUUCUGUGGGCCAUAGGUCGCAUUCCAGAAACCAGAAGCCUGAAUUUAGAGAAGGCUGGAGUACAACACCAGCCCACCAGUCAGAAGAUCCUGGUCGAUGCUCAGGAAACCACCUCCGUCCCCCACAUUUAUGCCAUCGGAGAUGUAGCAGAGGGGCGGCCUGAGCUGACACCCACGGCCGUAAUGGCAGGAAAGCUCCUGGCCCAGCGGCUGUGUGGUCAGUCCUCAGACGUGAUGGAUUACGACAACGUUCCCACCACCGUCUUCACCCCGCUGGAGUACGGCUGUGUGGGGCUGUCGGAGGAGGAGGCUGUGGCUCGCCACGGGGAGGAGCACGUGGAGGUUUAUCACGCAUAUUAUAAACCCUUGGAGUUCACAGUGGCUGAGCGGGAUGCGUCCCAGUGUUACAUAAAGAUGGUGUGCUUGCAGAAGCCCCCACAGCUGGUACUGGGCCUGCACUUCCUUGGCCCCAACGCAGGCGAAGUUACUCAAGGAUUUGCUCUGGGGAUCAAGUGUGGGGCCUCCUAUGCGCAGGUGAUGCGGACAGUGGGCAUCCACCCCACCUGCGCUGAGGAGGUGGCCAAGCUGCGUAUCUCGAAGCGCUCGGGCCUGGACCCCACCGUGACGUGCUGCUGAGGGUAAGCAGCCAUCCCUGCCCAGCCAAGGGCACGCGGCACGCCUGCAGCCCCCCACGGCCAGUUCUUCGGAGGCUCAGAUCCAGGACACCAGAGGCUGAGCCCAGGCAAGCCUCACCCCUGGAGAGCCCCGGAGGUCGUCGGCGUGGGUGGCCUCUGGACGGACUGCCCGCGUGCCCCGCAGGGAUGGCUCCAGGGCUUGUCAGCCCCUGCACCUCGCGCACCCUCCUGCCCGGGCCAGCCCCACCAGCCCCCGAUGCCAGAAGAUGACGGUGUGUGCAGAAACCCACCCUGUGGGCUGCCCACAUCCCGAGCUCUCCACCUGGUAUUUCUGGAGUGUAAAUAAAGAGGGUGUUUUCCUGAA
Molecule: messenger RNA, 1955 nt
Organism: Lutra lutra (Eurasian river otter)
Lineage: Eukaryota; Metazoa; Chordata; Mammalia; Carnivora; Mustelidae
Gene: TXNRD2
Product: thioredoxin reductase 2
Biological process (GO): cell redox homeostasis; cellular response to oxidative stress; glutathione metabolic process
Cellular component (GO): cytosol; mitochondrion
Molecular function (GO): thioredoxin-disulfide reductase (NADPH) activity; flavin adenine dinucleotide binding; glutathione-disulfide reductase (NADPH) activity
Source: RefSeq, a predicted model, not a curated record